AUGGGUCGGAGCCGAAGGGGUGAACCUCCAGGGACCCCCAGGGGAUCACAACCGCACCACUCGGGCCCGAUGGACGAAUUUAUUCAGACGCCGGUGGACACACUCGGCGAGGCCAGAGGCUCCAAAAUGGCGUCUACCUCCUCCGCACCCAGAGCCCCCUCUGCCUCCACGCUGGACGGUAUCGGGGAAGAACUCCGCACUAUCGCGGCCUCCAUGGCCACCAAGGCCGACCUACUGGUACUUACCACCACUAUACAGGAUGCCCUGCGAGCUGAAAUGGCCGGAAUUCGGACGGAGGUACCCGAGUCCUUACCCUGGAACGCUCCCACGAGGCCCACCAAGCCAGACUGA
This is a messenger RNA of Pelobates cultripes (western spadefoot toad), 351 nucleotides long. The record is from the annotation of a GenBank genome assembly. NCBI's taxonomy places the organism in Eukaryota, Metazoa, Chordata, Amphibia, Anura, Pelobatidae.